This is a messenger RNA of Linum tenue, 1395 nucleotides long. The record is from the annotation of a GenBank genome assembly. NCBI's taxonomy places the organism in Eukaryota, Viridiplantae, Streptophyta, Magnoliopsida, Malpighiales, Linaceae.
AUUUUAUACCAAGCUUACUAUGAGUCUCUCUCAUUUCCGGAAGUAACCGGUGGAAGCCCAUGCUCCCGGCGGUCGAGUUGGUCCUUCCCGGCCGUUCUCGCUCUUGAUUUCCAUCUCUCGUCUCCUGGCUCCGACCGCCUCCUCCACUCUCUGUCUCCAGCUUCCUUCGGUUGAUCAAAAGAAGAAACGAACAAACCGUCUCCGGUGGCAGGAUGGGGAACCAGAAGCAGAGGUGGACGGAGGAGGAGGAAGGCGCCCUGCUCGCCGGGGUAUCCAAGUACGGUCCUGGGAAGUGGAAGAACAUUAUCAAGGAUCCUGACUUCGCUCCUCUCCUCACCCACCGCUCCAAUAUCGACCUCAAGGACAAAUGGCGGAAUAUGUGUGCUAACAACGGUUCGAUAGAAAGAUCCAAGAGAGGUAGAGUGAAGAAUCCGAUUGUUCGGAUCGCAUCCUUUGCUAAAUCCUCAGCUCCUGCUGAAAAUGUCGAUGCUAUUAUAGAUCAUGCUCUGGAAAUUGCAGCUGAUGGGAAAAAGGAUGCGGGUAUGAAGCUUUCCAUAUCGACCAGGUAUAUUGCAAUGGUUUAUGAAGCUCUUUCAGAAAUUAACGACUUGAAUGGAAGUGAUCUUAGCACGAUUCUUGACUUCAUUGAGCAAAGGCAUGUGGUGCCUCAGAAUUUUAGGAGGGUAUUAAGCGAAAAGCUGAGAAGGCUUGUUGCGCAGAGAAAGCUCGAGAAGGUGCAAGACAAUUACAGAAUAAUGAAAGGAGCUCCACCAAAAACAAAAUCACCAACCCGAAAACCUGAAGAGCUCAAGCAACUCCAGUUGAAGAAUCCUGCACUAGUCACUUAUGAUGACUUUGAAGCCGUGCUAGAAGCAGCAACAGUCGCUGCUUACAAGAUAGCUGAGGCGGAAAACAAAUCGUUUCUGGCUGCAGAAGCAGUAAGAGAGGCAGAACGAAUCGGUGUAAUGGCAGAGCACACGGAGGCAACGCUCUAUCUUAUCGAGGAAAUUUAUGAGCAAUGUUCAAGAGGCGAAGUCUUUGUCCUGGCCUAAAAUUUUCCAGCUAGGUGAGAUCUUUAUGAUAGUUAGGAGCUGUAUGUAGCAAGUCGAUUGAGCACUAACCAAUUUGGCAAGUCCUUCGGUUCUUUUAGAAUGGCGAGUAGGAAACAUGUGUAGGUAGUGUGUAGUGGAGGUUGACCCAGACAGUAGUUGUAAAGGCAGACUCCAUCUUCAUGAAAGGGUUAUCUACUGAUAGAGAAACCCAUUUCCAUGUCCAAAUGUUUUAUAGAGUUGAUAGUCAGACAUGAGAUAGAUAUAUGUAAUGACAAGAGAAUGCAUCUUCAAGUAUUUCCUACGCCAUAUGUUUUAAUCCUAUUCCGAUAGGAGGGAAUAUAGG